AUGAUGUCAGGCGCUCCCACUCGCAGAGGCUUCCCCAAAGGUCAUCUCUGCCACCAUCUCCUUUCAGUAGCAGUUUGCCUAUUGAGCAGCCAGCCAGCUCGCCUGCCAUUAGCAAUUCUCCAGAGCACCGACUACAUGGCAGGACGAUAUGCAGAAACAUAUCAGAUGUCCCUCACGGCUCCCACACUUCGUUGCACACUCAUGGCCAGCAUUCUCAUGGCCAGUGCUCUCACGUCCAGAUGGCUUUCUCUGAGACUGGCAGCGAUGCCUCUGAUGCACACGGACACCCGCCGCUGCCUCCCAGUCCCAACGUGCUGCGUGAACAACAUGUGGCGCCACGCAGGCGGCAGGCCAAUGAUAAUUCAUCACCUUUACGGCAGCAGUCAUGCGACGCAAGCGUGCAGCCAUCCACAUCCAGUGGCAGCAUGCCGCAUGAACAGCAUAGAGCACACCGCCGUCGCCGCAGUCAGCGGCCAAUUCAGAUGCGCUCUUCGGCAGACCUUGAACAGGCGGGCCGAUGAUGUGCGCGGCAGGACCUCGCCGCGCAUUUCGACCCUGGCUCGCCACCGCCGUGGUGCGGCGGAUGGAGGACUCUGCCGUGGCGCUCGAGAUUUGCUUCCCGCGGCCUUCGUGAGGCAGAUCGAGGAGCUCUUCAUUGCCGGACCACCUUCUGAGGCGUGGUGA
Messenger RNA from Prorocentrum cordatum, 684 nucleotides. The record is from the annotation of a GenBank genome assembly. NCBI's taxonomy places the organism in Eukaryota, Dinophyceae, Prorocentrales, Prorocentraceae.